CUUCUUUUCAACCACUUUCGUCGGCCAAAUCCUCACGCCAUGGAGCCGCCGCCUGGGCAGCCGCCAGGGACGCCUGUGGAACGCACCUGGAUCGUCCAGCACCUGGUGCCUUUGCGCCGGAACAGCUCGUCCUCCAGCGGCAGUGGACAGAGCCGCCCGAGUCGUGGCACGCGACGGAGCUGGGAGUGGGAUCCCCCAGAUCUGGCGGGCUACUUGGCAUCCCACCCGCAGCUGGAGGAGGAGGUGAUCCUCACCGAGAUUUCCGGUUCGCAGGCUCCAGCGCACCGCUUGGGACACUCCGUGCAGCACGUCCAUGAGACGGUCCAAGCCACGCGUGCGAAAUGGGCAGCCGAAGCACAAGCAGAGGCGGCAGCAGAGAACGAAGCGCGACGGCCAAGCCCCCGCAGCUCCCCGCGCUCACCCAGCUCGCCGCACCCCUGGUCACCGAAGCGCGCGCGGAAGCAGAACCUCCUGGGGCAGCUUCUGCAACAGCAGGUGUUGAAUGGAUCCGCCUUGCGGCCAGAGCAGGAGCAGCUCACCAUUCCAGGCAUGAGCCGCCGGCGGGCACUGCGCUUGGGCGGCCCCUUAGAAGUGGUCCAAGAAGAGAAGUCCCAAACCUUCUCAGACUCAGAAGCGCUGGCCUCCACCCGCUUGCACGCGACGAGCGACAGCAACAGUGGGCGCGUGGCGGCUUCCGCUCCUCCCCGCGUGGCGGAUUUACCGCCGAAGGUGAAGUGGGCCACCUUGCUUCGCUCCAGGGAGGCUCAUCCGCAUCCUGGCCCUUCUCCGCCAGCAACCUACCUGCUGAAGGACCGGUUGAAGACAGGCUGUCAGAUCACCAGCAGCAUUAUGGCGCCCCGCUUGGAAGAUGUCCCGGACCUCUCCACUCUGGUGCUCCGCUCGUGUCCCUGGUGCCGCGCCCAACAACCCGUUGAACCGCCGGAACGAGCCGAACCGGAACGCGACGCACGGCGCGACCGCGCGGAUUCGCCGCGGGUGCGGUGCGUCAACUGCCAUCGGAGCUACGAAGCGAAGAACUCCAAAGUGUCGCUUCUGGGGGGCGCCCUUUGACGAGCUCGGGUGACCUUUCGUCCGUUUGAUGGCACGAGUCGCUGGGUGACCGCGAUUGAGGUCGUGUUCGGGUUGAGGGGCACCCGAUCGAGUGACUGAUGAAAUUGGAUAAGGGACAUGGAUGCGGAUGAGAGGGAGGAUGUUUAGAAUUGUUUAGACCUUAGGAGGUUGAUCGAGG
Durusdinium trenchii is the source of this 1249-nucleotide messenger RNA. The record is from the annotation of a GenBank genome assembly. Lineage: Eukaryota; Dinophyceae; Suessiales; Symbiodiniaceae.